Messenger RNA from Rotaria socialis, 1017 nucleotides. NCBI's taxonomy places the organism in Eukaryota, Metazoa, Rotifera, Eurotatoria, Philodinida, Philodinidae. The record is from the annotation of a GenBank genome assembly.
AUGAAGAAACACUACGAUGUCUAUGGUAUAGGUGCUGCGCUUGUAGAUACGGAGACUCAUGUAACCGAUGCCGACCUAUCGGCAUGGGGAAUCGAAAAAGGUAUGAUGUUACUACUAGAUGAAGCACGUCGAAAAAAGCUGCUUGAUUUUCUUACCGAUCAUCUGGUAUGCUCAAAACGAACCAGUGGCGGGUCUACAGCUAACACAAUUACUGCUAUUGCACAAUUUGGUGGUAAAACAUUUUAUACUUGUAAAGUUGGAGACGAUGAUAAUGGUCGAUUUUACUUGAACGAUUUAUCCACAGCAGGUGUUGACUAUCAAAAUGAUAAUCGCCACAAUGAUGGUGUCACUGGUACUUGUUUGGUAAUGAUCACUCCUGAUGCUGAACGAACAUUAAACUCGUUUCUAGGCAUUAAUGCAACAUUAUCAGAACAUGAUAUUAUACCAGACGCUAUUAUUAAUUCUGAUUAUGUUUAUUUAGAAGCAUACAUGGUGCUAUCUCCUAGUAGUCGUGCCGCUGCCAUUCGUAUACGUGAAAUUGCGGAAGAAAGUACAGUAAAAGUUGCAGUGAGUCUGUCGGAUUCAGGCGUCGUCUCAGAUUUUCGUGAUGAUCUACAUGAAAUGUUAGGCAAACAUGUCGAUUUAUUAUUUUCCAAUCGGAUAGAAGCAUUAAGUUGGGCACAAACUGACAAUUUAGAUAUUGCCAUUGAUAGUUUGAAAAAUUUUGCUAGAACAUUUGUUAUUACACUCGGAGCUGAAGGAUCACUAGUGUACGAUGGUACGCAAUUGCACACUAUUCCACCCUACAAAGUACAAGCAGUGAACACUAGUGGUGCAGGUGAUAUGUUUGCUGGUGCAUUUCUAUUUGCUAUUACACACGGAAAAGAUUUUUCGGCAGCAGGAAAAUUUGCAAGUUUCAGUGCAGCAGCUGUUGUUUCCGAUUAUGGAUCACGUUUGAAUGUAACAAAACAACAACAGAUUUUGGCACAAUGGGACAAAAUUGAGAAAACUUUCUAA